AUGGAUUUUGUUGACGUGCAAGUUGCCGGCGAAGAGAAAUAUGCAAAACAAGAUGACAUACCCAUUCAGUAUGGUACAGCAGGAUUUAGAACAAAAGGAAAUCGCCUGAAGCAUGUGAUUUACAGGAUGGGUGUGUUGGCAGCCAUUCGAUCUGCCUGUAAAAAUGCAGCCACGAUAGGUGUCAUGAUUACUGCUUCACACAACCCGGAAGAAGAUAAUGGUGUCAAGUUGGUGGAUCCAAUGGGGGAGAUGCUUGGUCCAGAGUGGGAAAAAUACGCCACUGAAAUUGCAAACGUUUCUGAUAAUGAGCUUGGGUCCGCCCUCCAGGCGUUGGUGAAGACUCUUGGAGUAACAAGUCUCAAUAAUAGUAGAGUGGCGUUUGCCAGAGACACAAGACCCAGCAGUCCGGCCUUGGCAGAAGCUCUGGAGGCAGGAAUCAAAACAGCAGGUGCCCAGUGUCAGAACUUUGGACUGCUUACCACUCCACAAUUGCAUUAUAUUGUCCGGUGUAUUAAUACCAGUGGAGAGUAUGGAAAACCAACAGAGGAUGGUUACUUUGAAAAACUCACAGGAGCUUUCAUCAAAUUGAGAAACAUGAGGAAAACAAAGAAGAUGAAAACACUAGAAUCUUAUAAUGCCUGUCUGUACCUGGAUGCAGCAAAUGGAGUAGGAGGAGGAAAGGUUCCUGUCCUGCAGGCUAAAUUAGGGGAACCCCUGACGAUCAACCUUGUGAAUGACGGAAGUGGUAAACUGAAUCACGACUGUGGAGCUGACUUUGUUAAAGUUCAACAGAAGCCCCCAGCAGGAGUCAGCUUGGUUCCUGGUCAGAGAUGGGCUUCAUUUGAUGGAGAUGCAGACAGAAUAGUCUACUACUUUCUUGGUGUUACAGAUAAAAAGUUUCAUCUCCUAGAUGGUGACAAAAUUGCAACACUAGUGGCUGGGUACCUUAAAGAUCUUGUUCAAGAGACAGGACUCUCUAUCAAUCUUGGGAUAGUUCAGACUGCCUAUGCUAAUGGCAGCUCUACUAGCUACAUCACAGACACAUUAAAGGUCCCAGUGGCUUGUGUUCCAACAGGAGUGAAACACCUUCAUCACAAAGCACAAGAAUUUGACAUUGGGGUCUACUUUGAAGCCAAUGGUCAUGGUACAGCCUUAGUGAGUGACUCUUCAUAUGCUCUCUUGCAGAAAUCAGUUAAAGACACAAAACUGACAGAAAAACAAAGAGAAGCUUGUGAUCUACUGCUUUGUGUCAUAGACUUGAUCAAUCAAACCGUAGGUGAUGCAAUAUCUGACAUGCUCCUUGUUGAGAUGAUCCUAGCUAGCCAGGACUGGGAUGUGGAACAGUGGAACAAAGCCUACACAGAUCUUCCUAAUAGACAGCUCAAAGUCAAGGUCAAGGACCGCUCUGUGAUCCAAACCACUGAUGCCGAGAGAAAAGCUUCCACUCCCCCCGGUCUUCAGAACGCCAUUGACGACCUUGUAGCCCAGUACACUCGAGGUCGUUCCUUUGUGAGGCCAUCCGGGACAGAGGAUGUCGUCCGUGUUUACGCAGAGGCUGACUCCUCAACAGCUGCUGAUAAGCUGGCCUAUGAGGUUGCUGUUCUGGUCUACAAGAUGGCGGGAGGUGUGGGGGAGGAGCCUAAAGCUCCACAAUAAUAGCAGGGAAUUCUGGGACAUAGAGGGUUAUUGUUAGGCCUAUGUGAUAUUUAAGACAAAAGAACAAGUACAUGUAGCUAUAGUUUUAGGGCCUUUUAAUCUGGAUACUUUGAUUAAUUUAAUAUUUUUGCUAAAUGAACAUGAUAAAUGUGGAUUUAUAGUUAGUUUACCAAAGAUUUGUAGUGUUACUCAAUGAUUUUUUUUAAGGUUGAUCCGUUUAGUACAUUGGUUAUGCUGAUAAUUUCAUUGAUAAAUUAUUGUGAUUGUUUUGAAUUAUAUGAUGUAUAUUAAUUUUAUGUUUUUAGACAAUGACAUUCAAUGACCAAUAGUCAGGGCAUUAUUUGUAAAAUUAUUUCAUAAAACAAAUUGAUCUAAGUUGUGAUUAGUGCAUUGUGAUUAGUUUUAUAGAUUUAUAUGUUAGUUUACAGUUAUAUCAUUUAGGUAGUGCAUUUACGGUGUAUAUCAAUUAUUUUCCUUUAAAUAAAGCUGUAAUUUAUAUGACAAA
Messenger RNA from Saccostrea cuccullata (small rock oyster), 2161 nucleotides. Its product is annotated as phosphoacetylglucosamine mutase-like. Gene Ontology annotation, biological process: UDP-N-acetylglucosamine biosynthetic process; carbohydrate metabolic process. Lineage: Eukaryota; Metazoa; Mollusca; Bivalvia; Ostreida; Ostreidae. Bases 1 to 1656 code for a protein of 551 amino acids. The record is from RefSeq and is a predicted model, not a curated record. The transcript has a single exon. Gene Ontology annotation, molecular function: magnesium ion binding; phosphoacetylglucosamine mutase activity.